CNUCAUGGAGAAGUCUCUCGUCGAGACCGACCCUGAGAUCGCCGAGAUCAUGAAGAAGGAAAUUCAGCGCCAGCGCGAGUCUAUCCUCCUGAUUGCCUCGGAGAACGUCACUUCGCGCGCCGUCUUUGAUGCUCUGGGUUCGCCCAUGAGCAACAAGUACUCCGAGGGUUACCCCGGUGCCCGCUACUACGGCGGCAACGAGCACAUUGACGCCAUUGAGCUCACUUGCCAGGCUCGCGCUCUCGAGACCUUCGGCCUUGACUCUGAGAAGUGGGGUGUCAACGUCCAGUGCUUGUCCGGCUCUCCCGCCAACCUUCAGGUCUACCAGGCCAUCAUGCGUCCUCACGACCGCCUGAUGGGUCUUGACCUACCCCACGGUGGUCACUUGUCCCACGGUUACCAGACUCCCCAGAGAAACAAUUGGGNNAUCUCUGCCGUUUCUACCUACUUCGAGACCUUCCCUUACCGCUGCAACCUCGAGACUGGCCUCAUCGACUACGAGCAGCUCGAGCAGAACGCUCUCAUGUACAGACCCAAGGUCAUCGUCGCCGGUACCUCUGCCUACUGCCGUACCAUCGACUACAAGCGCUUCCGCGAGAUUUGCGACAAGGUUGGCUGCUACCUCAUGGUCGACAUGGCCCACAUCUCCGGUCUGAUCGCUGGUCGCGUUAACGACUCUCCCUUCCCCUACGCCGAUAUCGUCACCACCACCACUCACAAGUCUCUCCGUGGACCCCGUGGUGCCAUGAUCUUCUUCCGCAAGGGUGUCCGCAAGACCGAGAUGAAGGCCGGUAAGGAGAUCCAGACCCUCUACGACCUUGAGGGUCCUAUCAACUUCUCCGUCUUCCCUGGUCAUCAGGGUGGUCCUCACAACCACACCAUCACUGCUCUUGCUGUUGCCCUCAAGCAGGCUCAGUCAGACGAGUUCAGACAAUACCAGCAGCAGGUCAUCAACAACGCCAAGGCUCUUGAGAUCGAGUUCAAGAAGCUCGGAUUCACCCUUGUCACUGGUGGUACCGACAACCACAUGGUCCUCAUUGACUUGAAGCCUUUCUCUCUUGACGGUGCCCGUGUUGAGGCUGUCCUUGAGCAGAUCAACAUUGCCUGCAACAAGAACACUACCCCCAGCGACAAGUCUGCCCUGACUCCUUACGGUAUCAGAAUUGGUGCUCCCGCCAUGACCUCGCGUGGUAUGGGCGAGGACGACUUCAAGCGCAUUGCUGGCUACAUUGACCAGGCCAUCAAGGUCUGCAAGUCUGUCCAGGCCGACCUGCCCAAGGACAACAACAAGCUCAAGGACUUCAAGGCCAAGGUCGCCUCUGGCGAGGUCGAGGAGAUCAAGAAGCUCAAGUCUGAGAUUGCUCAGUGGGCCACCACCUUCCCCCUGCCCAUC
Messenger RNA from Aureobasidium uvarum, 1393 nucleotides. Lineage: Eukaryota; Fungi; Ascomycota; Dothideomycetes; Dothideales; Saccotheciaceae. The record is from the annotation of a GenBank genome assembly.